Messenger RNA from Toxorhynchites rutilus septentrionalis, 3891 nucleotides. RefSeq lists its product as uncharacterized. Gene Ontology annotation, molecular function: nucleic acid binding. Gene Ontology annotation, biological process: DNA integration. The transcript has 2 exons. Lineage: Eukaryota; Metazoa; Arthropoda; Insecta; Diptera; Culicidae. Bases 1 to 3891 code for a protein of 1296 amino acids. The record is from RefSeq and is a predicted model, not a curated record.
AUGAAAUGUCAGAAAUUCAAUCGGUUUUUCCACACCGAACGUCAACAAUUUGUUUCGUCCAAACGUCUAUGCAACAACUGCUUGCGAAAGGACCACAUUGCACGAAAUUGUCCUUCCAGCUUCAACUGCAAAGUUUGCAAUCGUCGUCACCAUACACUCUUACACGCUAGCACUGCGGAAAGUACGAAGAAAGCUUCCAACAGCGCCGAUUCUUCUGCUUCACAGUCGUAUGUGGCCCCAAUAUCUCAGCCAUCAACUUCACAUGCUGCAGAUUCCCAACAGACAUCGGUCACUGCCACCGAAAUUAUGCCCGUUGUGAAUUGCACCCCCGUUCAUCAGUCGAAUGAAAAUGUAUUUCUCUUGACGGCUGUGAUAAAAAUUGUAGACGCCUAUGGUCAAGAGCAUCUAGCACGAGCCCUCUUGGACAGCGCAUCUCAGCCCAACCUGAUCUCUCAACGUAUGGCCCAAAUCUUGAAAUUAAAACGCUACAAAGUCAACAUACUUAUCCAAGGAGCGGGCAAGCUGUCCAAACCAGUAACAGAAGCGGUUUUUACCGAAAUCAAAUCAAGAAAAGAAGAUUUCUCACAAAGUGUCAAUUUUCUGGUGAUGGACAAACCCACUGCCAAUCUCCCAGCACAUAAUGUUUCCAUCGGACACUGGAAAAUACCUGCAGAUUUGUUUCUUGCUGAUCCUCACUUUAACAAGUCACAACCAAUCGACAUCGUUUUGGGCGUGAAGCACUUUUAUUCAUUUUUCCCCGAUUCCACACGCAUCCACAUUGACCGCCAACAUCCUGUUCUUGUAAAUAGCGUUUUUGGUUGGAUAAUAGCCGGUGCAACAAGCUUCAACACAAACCCGAACAUUGUUCAACCCCAGAAUGUGAUCGCUAUAACCAUGAUCUCGCUAGAAGAAUCCCUAGAAAGAUUCUGGAGCAUUGAACAUUUGUCUGUGAAAGAUAAUCUAUCAAUAGAAGAGAGAAAAUGUGAAGAUUAUUACAAAAAAACUAUUCUUCGCAAGGUAGAUGGCCGCUACAUCGUACGCUAUCCGAAGCAGAACGAUUUCGAUAUAAUGCUAGGCACCUCGAAACCUAGUGCGCUUCGUCGAUUUGAAUUGCUCGAAAAGCGACUGGAAAGGGACCCACAAUUAAAAGCAGAAUACCACAAUUUCAUGCGAGAAUAUUUGGCUCUUGGACACAUGCGUCUCGUCAAAACAGAUACUACGACCUCGAAGACAUUCUACUUGCCUCAUCACCCGGUCUUUAAAGAAGCCAGUACGACGACAAAAAUGCGUGUCGUGUUUGAUGGUUCGACAAGAACUUCUACGAACUUCUCUCUAAACAACGCACUCUGUGUAGGCCCGGUUGUACAAGACGACUUACUCACUAUCAUUUUGCGAUUCAGAACGUACCAAAUCGCAUUAGUAGGCGAUAUCGCAAAAAUGUAUCGCCAAGUUCUGGUGCAUCCCGAUGACGUUCCACUGCAGCGUGUGAUUGGGCGUUUUUCCAAUGAUGUUCCUGCUCAAACGUACGAACUGCUUACUGUCACAUAUGGCUUAGCUCCGUCAGCAUACCUCGCUACACGUACGUUGAAUCAAUUAGCCGAAGAUGAAGGCCACAAUUACCCAUUGGGAGCCCGUGCCUUGAAGGAAAACUUCUACGUUGACGAUUUCAUCGGUGGGGCCCAAACGACUGAUGAAGCACUGCGUCUGCGAGAAGAAUUGAGUCAACUCUUAAGGAAAGGUGGUUUCAGUCUACGAAAAUGGUCUACAAAUCAGCUACAAGUAUUGCAUGGACUGAACGAUGAUGAAAUCGGGACACAAUCGAUGCUAAAUUUCAGCCCAAACGAAACGGUAAAAACGCUGGGAAUUAUGUGGGAACCAGAAGCAGAUGUGCUGCGCUUCGAUUCGCAACUAGAAACCAACGUCGAAAUGUCAACUAAACGAUCCAUUCUCUCAACCAUCGCCAAAUUGUUCGACCCGUUAGGAUUAAUCUCACCAAUAGUCUGGUUGAAAUCACCUCCAAACACCUGGAAAACGUUUGUGGCCAACCGUGUGGCUGAAAUCCAGAGCCUCACACAUGGGUGUCACUGGAAACACGUUUCAGGCCAAGAGAAUCCAGCAGAUUUAGUCUCCAGAGGUGUAGAUGUAGCAGACUUCAUCGAUAAUAAAAUAUGGAGUUGCGGACCGAAAUGGCUGAAAAGUGCUAUGCACACUUGGCCAACAUCAGUAACAUCACAGAUCCCCGAAACAGAACUGCAAGAAUUACGCAACAACUCUACAACACUUCACGCAGCCCCAGUAAUCCAAGCCGCUCCGGAAAUCAACCAGAUGUUUCUUCGCUGGUCAAGCUAUAGCAGACUGCUGCAUGUUAUAGCAUACUGCUUACGAUUCGCCAACAACGCCCGACAAAAGACCAGAACGUUGCCCCAAUCGUCUUCAAACUUCGCUGGAAAAAUACUUACCGCAGAACAAAUAAUGAAAGCUAAAACAAUGCUUACCUGUCUCGUUCAACAAGAAGUCUUCGGCGACGAAAUAAAGGAAAUAAGAAGGAACAAAUCGGUAUCGAAACAAUCAAACAUUCGCAAAAUGAACCCAUUCAUCGACCCAGAGGGAGUGUUGAGAGUAGGUGGACGAUUAAACUUGUCAGCAUUGCCAUAUCAAGCUAAACAUCCCGCAUUAUUGCCAGCAUCCCAUCCCUUCACCUUACUAAUCGCUCAAUAUUACCACACUAAAUUGCUUCAUGGCGGCGGGCGACUUUUACUAACGGCAAUCCGCGAGGAAUUUUGGCCUCUAAAUGGUCGCCGCCUCGUUAAAAGCAUUGUACGGAAUUGUUUUCGAUGCAAUCGUUUGAAUCCCGUACCCCUCCAGCAGCAGAUAGGCCAGUUACCCGCACAACGAGUCAUUCCAAGCCGUCCCUUCAGUGUCACCGGAGUAGACUACGCAGGUCCACUCUACCUCAAACCACCACAUAAGCGCGCAAGCUCACCCAAAUCUUACCUGUGUCUUUUUAUAUGCUUCACAACAAAGGCCGUUCAUUUAGAACUUGCUAGCGAUUUAUCCACCGCAGCGUUCUUAUCUGCUUUUCGCAGAUUCAUUGCAAGGCGAGGGCGUCCUGCCCAUGUGCAUUCGGAUAACGGAACAAAUUUUGCUGGUGCCAGCAACGAGCUUUCACAACUAUUCAAUAUGCUACAAAAUGAGAACCAGAUAAAAGAAAUCUAUGCCUUUUGCGCAGAUGAAGGUAUCGCCUGGCAUUUCAUACCACCAAAGGCGCCGCAUUUUGGCGGUUUAUGGGAAGCGGCUGUAAAAGUCGCUAAGAAGCACCUUUUCCGUCAAUUGGGUGGUAUAAAAGUUUCGUUCGAAGACAUGACGACCAUCCUCGCACAAAUAGAAGCUCAGAUGAACUCCAGACCGCUGCUUCCAAUCUCCGAAGACCCCAACGACUUGGCCGCGCUCACUCCAGCGCAUUUCCUCAUUGGCACGACGAUGAACGCCCUGCCCGACACUGACCUUCGUCACAUUCCAUCGAACCGGCUCGACCACUAUCAGCAGCUCCAACUUCACACGCAAAGAUUUUGGUACCACUGGCGACGUGAGUACUUACAGGAGCUUCAGAGGGACACAGUUCGUUCCAUCCGCAACGACGAACUCACACCAGGCAGGAUGGUCAUCGUAAUCGACGAAAUGCAGCCUCCCAUUCGCUGGCCACUCGCCCGUAUCGUGGAGUUACAUCCUGGAGAAGACAACAUCACUCGAGUAGUCUCGUUACGCACUACGAGAGGAAUCAUCACACGUCCGAUAACAAAAAUAUGUUUGCUGCCUUGCUCCACCGCUUCAUCCGAAUCCAAACCAUCCAUCGUGAGUCCCGCGGCACUGGAAGACGUCGAGCAGCAUUAA